UUCGACCUCUCAUUGGCCGCAAUGCCGGGGAUAGAAAGAAAAAACAUAACUCUUUGCUCGCGACCGUCGUGUGAGCUUGUCUUUCAUUGGCCGAUCACCAAUAAAUGACAAUUGUCAUUUAGUGGUUUCCUGCGUUCAUUAUGGGAUUUGUGCGUGUCAUUCUCAAUAACUAAGACCGGCAAGCCUUCAAACGGCCCCACAUGAGUCCAGGGGGUGAAGCAUGCCAGACCUUGGCUCCAGAUGGCAGCUGGGAGCAACGCUGGUGAUAUGAGAGAGUGACCAGCCACGGUGCCUUAUGGCCGAAUACCAGCUCCUGGGUGGGGAUGGCUACGGCCAGGGCAUGGAGGAUGGCUCAGGCUCCUUAGCGGGCUAUGGGGCAACCUCCCAGGACUUGGUCUCUCCCUUGAUGGUGGCCAACCCAAUGGGCAGCAGUGCUCCAAGCACCAGUCAAAUGGCUCCUUAUGGCCAGAUACAUCCGGGCUACCCGCAGCCUGCUGACCAGAAGAUGCACUAUGGAGCCUACAGUGCUGGCCAUGUGGCGCAGGAGUACGGCACACGAGUGCAUCCCAUGGGGGAACAGCAGUCUGCGAUGAUGGGUGGUUAUUCGCAACAGCCCAUGGUUGGCCAGCGCAUGCAAGGUUCUGACCAGUACCCUUAUGGCACAAUGGGAGCCGCACAACGCACUCAAGACAUGUGGAGAGGACAUUACAUGAACUCGGGCACUGGCUACCAGCAGCAGCACACAACGGACAUGAGUGCUCAGCACACCAUGGCUGCAGCUGUUGGCACUCAACAUCACAGGACUGGCCAGGCUCAGUAUGGCCCAAAUCAGGACUAUUCACUACACACGCCACAGCAACAUGGCUCUCCACAGAGGCCCUCAUAUGGUCCACAGGGCAAUGGCCCCCACGUGGCUCAGCUGGCAAACAAGGCAGCAGCAACCACAACAACACACAUGGCAGAUCAGUCGAUGGCAUCAUAUCCGCAAACAACGUACCCAUCAGCUCAAGCAGGAACCACUCGAGCCACCUAUGGCACUGCGGGUGCCAUAAGCCACUCUACAGUGGGCCAGAGCUUGCCCCAGGCAAGGACGCUUCAGCGGCCUGGAGGUUAUGCCACCAGUGGCAACAGCAACCAAGCACCACUGCCCCAGAGCAGCCCUGCCCGUAUGCAGCAAUAUCCACAAUCAGCAUAUUCACCAGGGCACCCUUUUCCUGCUUCUGAUGCCACCAGCCCAUCGCACCUUUCUCCGUACCCGACACAGGCACCCAACAGCCCGCAGUAUCGGGGCUCUUAUCCUUCGCCACGUCGCCCCACCACAACGCCACCGGCAGGGUCCCCUAGUGUAGUGACCAGCCAGCAGUCAUCCUCUCAGGGCAGCUACCCAAGCCCAGGGGCCACUCAUCUUUCUAGUCCUGGGCAAGUGUUGUCCCCAGGCAGUGGAGCCACUGCCUCUGCUACACCUGUGGCGUCCAGCAGCCUUCAGCAGCUCGAGCAAAUGGUGAUGCCUCACAUGGCUACUGCUAAGCCACCUUCUGCCACUACGAGUUCAACGGGCAGUUAUUAUGGUAGUGCAGUGCAGCAGUCGUAUGGGCCGGCUCAGGCGCAGCAAGGCUUGGGUUAUGGAGGAAUGCCUUCCACAGCCCAACACCAUGCAUAUCCAGGCCCAAAUCUUAUGACUCGGGCUCGGCCUCUUGCGGGCACACCAGAGGCUUCGACAUUUGGCACAAGUGAAGUGGGACCUAUGGCAGCCAAUACAUCUAUGCCUACACGCAAUGAUUACCCAAUGGGUGCCGCAGGUCCUGCACGAGCAGCACCUGUCUCUCCAGCCUCAUAUGCUGCUUAUACGCAGCAGCAGCCAGUCUCCUCUCUUGGCUAUGAGCAGGCACAGCAGCAACUGCAGCACUUGUAUAGUGUGCCACAGACAGCCCAGACGCAGAAACGGAUAUCGGAGCUCCAGGAGAGGCUGCGCAUCCUUCAGCAGCAGCAGCAGCAGCAGUCUGCACUUCCUUCACCUUCUGCAUCAACUGGUUCAGUGCCAGGAAUGGGAGGUGCUAUGGGAAAUUCGAUGGGCCCCAUGGGUUCCCCAUCUUCAUUGGGCGCAUACCCGACACAGUAUUCUCAGGGAGCUGGCACUGGUGUGCCUACUGCGUCUGCUCCAUACACUCAGCAGAGGCAGCAAAUGCCUCAAGCUCCUGCACAGCCACCUCAGCAGCUGACUGCACAGCAGCAGCCACAUCCCCAGCUUCCACCAUAUGGUCCACAGGCCCAGCAGCAGCUUAUGCAGAAUUCCCAGCUGCAGCCACAGCCGUUACCUUCCCAGUCUUUACAACCACCGUCUUUGCAACCCCAGUCAUUGCAAUCGCAAAGUCUGCAACCUCCGACUUUACAGCCCCAGGGUCUACCACCUCAAGGAUUGCAGCCUCAAGCAUUGCCACCUCAAGGCUUGCAGCCACAGACACUGCAGCCACAAGGCUUACAGCCGCAGGGUUUGCAACCGCAGAGCUUGCAGCCACAGCAGCAGGCAUCAGCCUCUGUUGGCAUUGGGGUUGCCUCUUCAGCAUCAUCAGUCCCUCCGCCUAGCCCCACAGUGUCUACGUUGUUUUCUAGCAUGGCAGACAGCUACCGACCUCCGAGCCAGCCCUCUUCACUGCCCACACCUAUGAUCUCCGAUCAGGACCUGCAAAGUUCACUGCCUCCACUGCCUUUGGCGGGUGUGCCAAGUGUGGUGCCAGCUUCUGUGGAUGAUCUUUGCCCUCUGGAGGGUCCUUUGAGCAGUUCUCUGGAUGUGCCGUAUGCAUGCCCAUUGCCUCCUGAGGAUCCCUACCUUCUGCCACCUGAUGAUGUGCUGCCUCCUAUUGAGCCUAUGACCAAGCGCAAGCCCAGCCGGAGCAAAAAGAAGGCCAAGACGUCUCAGGAAAUGCCCCCUCUGGGCUUGGGGCCUGGGGAGGGCCUCAUGCCUCCGGAUUUCAUGAUGCCUCCAGGAAGCCCAGGUGGCAUGCCCUUGCUUCUUCCGCAGCCACCGGGUAUGGAGGUUCCACCUCCUGCUGCAAAGAAGAGCAAGAAGCGCAAACCUAAGGAGCCCAAAGAAGGAGAGCCUCCCAAGGAGCCUAAACCUAAGAAGCCAAAAAAGCCCAAGGCUCCCAAACCUCCUAAAGAACCAAAAGAGGGAGGAGCCCCAAAGCGAAAGAGCAAGUCUAAAAAGAAGACUGCUGCAGAGCAGGGAGCAGCUGCAGCUGCAUCACAGGUUCCACCAUCAGAUGGUCAGGAUUCUGGAGCUCCUUUGCCAGAAGCAGCCCUUGAACAAACUGAAGGAAGUAGCACAGUUGAUGCAGCUGUGGCAGCAGUAGCAGCAGGGACCGACAUGGCAGCGCCAACAUUAUCAACUGCUGAUGGGCAGUUGCCAACAGAUGAGGUGAAAGCAGAUGGAGAGGCUGUCCAACCUGCGGAAGAAGGCAAAACACCGAAAAAGAAGUCGAAAGAGAAGAAAGAGAAAAAAGAACCAAAAACACCAAAGGAAGGAACACCUAAAACACCAAAGGCACCAAAGAAAAAACUUCCCAGGUUGUCUCUCAAAUUCAGCAAAAAGAAGAAACGCAAACGGUUGGGUUCCUCUGACAAGUCUGAUUUAGAAGCCACUCCACCUCCUUCUCCUGAAGAAGGUGAUGGAGGAGUACAGAAGCGACGGUCAUCUCGUAAUACCCAUAGAAAGAAAUACACUGAUGACAUUGAACUACAGUUGAGUGGUGAUGAGGCUGUUUUAGAUGGUCUGCAUGCUUCACAUGCUCUGAGAGGGCAGGAAAGCAAAAAUGUCCAAGUUCUUGUCAAUGUCGUCACUGAAGACACAAUGGUAGUAGAGAAAAUCUUGGCUUCUCGGAUGGCAACCAGAAAGUCCGAAGAGGAAGACAAGGAGCCAAUGGAAGUAGAAGAGUUUUUUGUUAAGUAUAAGAAUCUUUCAUACAUUCAUUGUGACUGGAAGACUCUGGAAGAGUUGGAGAUGACUGAUAAGCGUGUGCUGCAGAAAGUCAAGCGUUUCCGUCAAAAGAAGGACAACAUCAACUCAAUCUUUGACUUCCUUGAAGAUGAGCCCUUUAACCCCGACUACGUAGAGGUAGAUCGUAUCUUGGACAUGACUGAAACAAUAGACCCCAUAGAAGGGGACGAUGCGAAUCGAGUUGAUGUCAAAGAUGAAAAGCCAGCAAUGAAAAUUGAAGAAAAAAUUACUGAAGAUCAGGUGAAGGCCGAGCCAAUGGAUACUACUGAGCCUGUGGAGCAUAGUGGAGGUGGGGACGAGUGUAAAGUGCAGGAGCAAACGGAAAACCAAACAACAGAGGAUAAAACUGAAGGGGAUAGUAACGGAGUACCUCAAAACUGCGCUUCCGAGCCAGUUGAAGAAGUCAAGAAAAAGGACAGUGGUACUGCCUCUGAAAUUUUAAAUGCUCCAGCAGCCGUUGGUGAAAGCCCUGAUAGUAGCAUGUGUGAAGAUGGGACAACUCAACUUUCGCAGCAGCCAAUCAAAAAAGAGCCGCUUGACGAAGAGAUGCCUGACAGCGUAAAACCAGAGGAUGACAGUGUGUUUGAGGACACUGGAGCAACCACAGCUGUCAAGUCUGAUGAUGAUUUGUUGCCGAAGGAACCGAAGGAAGAAAAGCCAGAACUGAGCAAGGCUGGCAGCACUGAUGAGUCCGAUAGUAGGAAGCCAAAACCGGUGCGCACUACCCACAAGCAUUACUUAGUCAAAUGGAGAGGUCUGUCCUACGAGGAAAGCACAUGGGAGUUAGAAGAAGAUGUGGAUCCACUGAAGGUCGAGCACUUUCUGAGGUUUAAAGACCCUCCCCCUAAAGAGAAAUGGAAAGUGAAAAAGCGGCCGAAACCGUCUGAGUGGAAGCAGAUAGACGAGUCGCCAGUCUAUAAAGGAGGGAACACGUUGAGAGAAUACCAACUGGAAGGUCUUAGCUGGCUAACUUUCUGCUGGUACAAUGGACAAAACUGUAUCCUGGCUGAUGAAAUGGGCCUGGGCAAGACUAUUCAGUCUUUGACCUUUAUCAACGAAAUAGUAAAAUACGGUAUCAAUGGACCAUUUUUGGUCAUUGCUCCACUUUCGACAAUCGGCAACUGGCAGAGAGAGUUUGAAACGUGGACUGAACUGAACGUUAUCACCUACCAUGGAUCGUCGGCAAGUCGCAAUAUGAUCCAGGAGUAUGAAAUGUACUACAAGGAUGAAAAUGGGCAGCGAAUUACUGAUGUGUACAAGUUCCAAGUGAUGAUCACGACAUUCGAGAUAGUGCUCAGUGAUUGCAUGGAGCUGCAGGCACUCCCAUGGCGUGCCUGUGUGAUUGAUGAGGCCCACAGACUGAAGAAUCGAAACUGCAAGCUUCUAGAAGGGCUCCGAAUGCUCAAUCUUGAGCACAGCGUUUUGCUGACUGGAACCCCUUUGCAAAACAACGUCGAAGAGUUGUUCAGCUUGCUGAAUUUCUUAGAGCCUAGCCGUUUCAGCUCCACUGAGACAUUCAUGGAAGAGUUUGGAGACCUGAAGACGGAAGGGCAGGUCGACAAGCUCAAAGCGUUACUAAAACCCAUGAUGUUGCGUCGUCUCAAAGAGGACGUUGAAAAGAGCCUGGCUCCUAAGGAAGAAACCAUCGUUGAGGUGGAGCUGACUAACAUCCAAAAGAAGUACUAUCGGGCCAUUUUGGAACGCAAUUUUGCCUUCUUGACGAAAGGUGGAGUGGGCACAAAUGUCCCGAAUCUCAUGAACACCAUGAUGGAGCUACGGAAGUGCUGCAUUCAUCCUUACCUAAUCAAAGGAGCAGAGGAGCAGAUCCUGCAGGAGUACCGGCUUCAGCAUGGCGACUCCUUGGACAUGACACUCAAUGCCCUGGUGCAAGCAUCUGGGAAGCUGGUGUUGCUAGACAAACUACUUCCUAAGCUUAAGGAUGGUGGCCAUCGUGUGCUCGUUUUCUCUCAGAUGGUGCGCUGCCUGGACCUGCUUGAAGAUUACCUUGUCCACAAAAGGUAUCCCUAUGAACGAAUCGAUGGGAGAGUUCGUGGAAACCUUCGUCAGGCUGCCAUUGAUAGGUUUUGCAAACCAGAUUCUGACAGAUUUGUGUUUCUGUUGUGUACAAGGGCAGGUGGCUUGGGCAUCAAUCUCACUGCAGCUGACACUGUAGUAAUUUUCGACUCCGAUUGGAACCCACAAAAUGACCUUCAGGCGCAGGCUCGUUGCCACAGAAUUGGACAAUCAAAGGCUGUCAAGGUGUACCGUCUCAUAUGUCGGAACACAUAUGAGCGAGAAAUGUUCGACAAAGCCAGCCUGAAGCUUGGUCUGGACAGGGCAGUCUUGCAGUCAAUGAACUCUCAAAAGGAGAGUGUUGGAACCAAUCAGCAGCUUACUAAGCAAGAAAUUGAAGAUCUUCUUCGUAAGGGUGCCUAUGGUGCCAUUAUGGAUGAUGAUGGUGAAGGCAACAAUUUCUGCGAAGAAGACAUUGACCAAAUUUUGCUACGUCGCACACACACCAUCACCAUAGAAUCUGAAGGGAAAGGUUCUACAUUCUCCAAGGCCUCCUUUACUGCUUCAUCCACGCGCAGCGAUAUAGAAAUUGAUGAUCCCAACUUCUGGGAAAAGUGGGCCAAGAAGGCAAACUUGGAUGUGGAUGAGCUGAAAGGCAGAAAUGAGCUAAUCUUGCAAGAACCUCGGAGGCGCACUCAGACUAAGCGUUUUGGCACUGAUGACAACAUGUUGGACUUGUCAGAGCUGGAGUCUAGCGAUGAGGAUGAUGAAACAGGAGUCCGGACUCGGGGAAGCCGGCGUUCACGUCACCGUGACUCUCCCAUAAUUGGUGGCCGAGCACGUCGUGGUGGCCGAGCCAGUCGUGGUUUCUGUGAGGAUGAAUUCUUAGGUGAUAUUGCACCUGGAAACUGGACACGCACUGAGUGCUUCCAAGUGGAGAAAGGAUUGCUCACUUUUGGUUGGGGCCGUUGGGAAGAGAGCAUAGCGAUUGGACUUUGGCGACGACGAGUCAUGCCAAAAGAUGUAGAGGACAUCUCCAGGGUUGUGCUCUUGUACUGUCUGCGGCACUACAAGGGUGAUGAGAAGAUCAAGGGCUUCAUUUGGGAUCUGAUAGCACCUUCUGAAGAUGGCGAGACUAGGAUCCACAAAAAUCACUCAGGUUUGUCGGCACCUGUGCCAAGAGGGCGGAAAGGGAAGAAGCUUAAGAAUGGUAAAGGAGAACCAGACUCGCCCGACAUGUUGGCUGACUGGGCUCGAGAUGACCAGUACAACCCGGACCUUCUUCUUUGCGAUGAUGGCUAUCGCAAGCACUUGCAUCGGCAUGCUAACAAGGUUCUUCUGAGGGUUCGCCUUCUCUACUACUUGAAACAUGAAAUAAUCGGAGAUUUGCAUCAGCAAGUGUUUGCAGGAGUGCCAGCCAGGGACAUUCCUAUUCCUCCACCAGCAGCUGAUGGUGAACCUCCAGCACCUUGGUGGGACGAAGAUGCUGACAAAUCCCUUUUGAUAGGGGUGUACAAACACGGUUAUGAAAGGUUCAACCUGAUGCGACAAGAUCACACCUUGUGCUUUCUGGCACGAUGUGGUCCUCCUGAUGGGGCUGCGCUUCUAGCAGAAAUGACGGCGAAUCCUGAGGACCUUGAAGACAAGCGUGAAGAAGGAAAGAAGGACCUUGAUGAAGAAGAGCCUGUCUCUCCUGAGCCAUCCACAUCUUCAGAGGCAAAGCCUCCUUCAGAGUCUUCAGAGCAAGUGGCCCCAACUGGAGAACAGCCUGUGCCCAAUCCUGCUGUGCCCACUACUACUGUGCCUCAAGUGCCAGGUGAAGUGGGCACUUUGGAAUUCCCUUCUCCUUCUGACUUGAACACACGCCUUCGGCGCAUCAUUACCAUGUACCAACGGAACCACAAAAAGAGGGAGCUCAUCAAUGCUCAGCGUGCAAGGAACACAGCCUACCAGAUUUUAACGGCUAUUCAGGUGGAGGGUUUUAACUUUGUAAAUCGAAUGGAAAGAAGAGAGAAGUUUGAAGCUGCCAUUCGUGAGAGAGAAAUACGUAGACUUGAAACUCAGCAGAGGUGGUCAAGACGUGAAGAAGCGGAGUUCUAUCGAGCAGUGUCUUGCUAUGGUGUGGACUAUCGACGCCAGGAGCAGCGCUUUGUGUGGGAUGGCUUUCGCACAGUAGGCCGUCUUGAGCGCAAACGAGAUGACACUUUGACUGAGUACUUUCGUGCCUUCCGGGCAAUGUGCAGGCGUGUGUGUGGGCGGAAAUUAGGCGAGGAAGAUGAGAACCUGCAGUAUGUUGUUGAGCCAAUCUCUGAAGAGAGAGCCACCCGUUGUUUGCAACGCAUUGAACUGUUGAGCAAAAUAAGAGAAGAGAUUUUACCACAUCCUGAACUGGACGAAAGACUGAAACUCUGCCAGCCAUCCAUGGAUCUUCCGGACUGGUGGAUUUGUGGACGGCAUGAUAAAGAUCUGCUCAUUGGUGCAGCGAAGUAUGGCUUAAGCAGAAUGGACUAUCAUCUCCUGAAUGAUGGAGAACUUUCUUUUCGUGAAGUUGUUCGGGCACAGUCUGCAUCGAAGCCACCUAUAAUGAUUGUUGGCCACCAUGGGCACACUUUUCCUGUCCCAACUACCUCAGUGGAUGCUACAAUGCCAACCAUUUUAAAAUCAUCUGUUGACAAUGACCUAGAAGUUUGUCCAGAGAUCGCUGCUCAAGAUACUGUUGUUCCUCCUCCAUCCAAGGAUGAAAAUGCUGUUCUUCCUCAGUUCAUUGAUACAAAGGUCAACAAUUCGUGUGAAAAUGAAAAGCCUGCCCCUGAAACUCCUGUUGAAGCUGAGAAGUCUACCCCUGGGGAGGAAAGUGUAUUAAAAGUGGCUAAGAAGCAUGACGAGGAUACGGUCCCAUCAGAAGCUAUAAACGCAAAGUCUGAAGAAGCCUGCUCACCCAAAGUUUCUCUUCAGGAAUGUGAGAUGUCGGACAAGGAAGAGCUAAGCCAGAAAUCUUCUAAACAUGAAGAUAAUUGUAUGAAAGGCAGUAUUGACGAGGAACCUGUUCAAGCUGUGAAAAGCAAUGACAUAAAUGAGGUGGCACCUGUAUCUGAUAAACCUUCUGAAAAUUGGGCUUUAAAACAGGCACUUCUAGAAGGCAGCAAAAAGGAGGAGGCUGUCAAACUGGGUGAGCUGCCUUUAGAAGAACCAAAGAAAAGUGAAGAAAAGGAGGGCAUAGACUUUGUUUCUGAAAUGGAAAAAGAACCUGAUAAAGUUCUCUCGGAGCCCAGCACUAGGGAAACAACAGAAGGAAAGUCGCUGGAAAUAAAUGACGAUGAAGCCAAAGAUGAACUCCAGAAAACAGGUACUACUGAGGAGAACCAACAGGAGCAGCCUGCCUCGUUUGACAACUCUACUGUACAGGAAGCUUCGUCUGCGUCUCUGGGGUGCACGCCAAUGGAGAUGUCAAUGUCAGGACUUGUGCCUCCACCCCCUAUAAUAGAUGAUGACAAUUCAAAGACUGAUGUUGAGAAGACUGAUACAGAGCAAGAUCCUGUAGAAAUCGUUCCUAGUGGCACAAAAAUGCCUCUCUCGGGAUUUCCACCAUUCCGUGUUCUCACUCCUCAGUUGACCGAAGAAUCUCAGGAAACAAAUUCACAGCAGGAUGACGUUUUAAGCCAAGAGAGUUUCAACUUAGAUGGAGAAGGCGGAACAGAGCCUCAAGUUGUACAUUUCUUGGCUCACUCUACUCGCAAUCCAGUUCGAUGGCCUAAGGUAAUGCCAGAUCUACAGUUUUGCAUGGUUGACAAAGUACUUCAGAUUCGGUUGGAAUACAUUGUACAUGCUGUGGAGAAAAAGGAAUGGCCAGUACCUCGUCAAGGUUUCACAUUGUUGCCAGCUACUCCAACUGAGUGCCCAUCAUCACCUGUGGCCUCAUCAGUAGCAUCUGGCUGUGAACAAACCCUGCAUGCCACUCCUGAGCACAUUUCCUCUCCUGUGAUCAUACGAGAGCAGCACCCUGCACCACCACCACCACCACCACCACCCCCUCCUCCUCCACCACCUGCUCCUUCAGCUACCCCGGUUAUCCUUCCUGACCUGACCUCAAGACUUUCCCCAGCACUUGUGACACCAAAUGUGGCAGCCACUGUGGCUGGCUUUGCAGCUGCAACUGUUACAUCGUCUGUGGAAAUGCCUCCAGUUGUGUCUGUGCCUGCUGGUCGCCAUAGUCCUAUCCCACCAUUGCCGAACGAUGACUUGCUCAUAGGCACAAGGCGGAGAAGAAGGAGACGAAGGUUCGAAAUAGAGGCAGAGAGAGCCAAGCUACGAGCACUCCUGUCCCAUAACUUGCAACAGCAGCAACUGAAGCAACUCCAGCAGUUUUUGGCACCCCCUCCACCACCGAGCACGAGCAGCCUGCCCAGUACUCUAGCCACGGCUACCGCACCCAUGAGUACUAUGGCCCCAAGCGUACCAGCCAGUGUGGUGGCCUCAGCAGUCACUGCCGUUGUCACUGCAUCCACAGUAACAACACCGCAGCCGGCACACCGUGAUGAGCCAAGCAAGCCUCCCCCGCCACCACCUGCUCACCAAGGUUCAUCAUCAGUGCGGGGAGGAGGGCCACCAGCCAGUGCGCUGGGCAUGCUCGAUCUGCGAGUCAAAGCUGCUCCCACGCCGCCGCCUGCCAAGGCCAGCACACCGGUCCCACCUUCCGAGGAGCCACCCAUGGACUUGAGCUCAGGAGGCUCAGUGCCUGCCACAUCAAAUUUAUGUGCAGCAGCUACUAUGGUGCCCUCUGUGCGAUCGGCCCUGCUCAAUGGUGCCGUGGCAGCCAAUCGGGGGCGAGGAGGUGGGCGAGGGCGGCGUUCUGGUGGUAGCCGCAUUGAUGCCCUGGCCCUCAACCUGCAAGCACGUAAGCAGCAGCAGCUGCGUGAGGAGCAUAAGCAGCCAGGAUCGAGUGCUGAUGAGAGGGACGAUUCAGAUGCCUCUUCAACCACCUCUGCCCCAGCUGUGCCCCCACCAACACCAAUGGCGCUCCCUAUGUCAGGGGGAAAGCUGCAUGUAGAUGAAAAGGAGUUGGAGCGGCUGCUGGCCAGAAAGAGUCGCCACGAGGAGCCUCCCAAACCCCACAAAAGCACAGCAGUGCCCUUGUCCCUGUCCUCUAUGCUGUCUUCAAGCGUUCUGCCUCAUGGAGCAGACGUACCCAGCAGCAGUCGACAAGUCAGGGACAUUCCCAGUCUGAGCAGCGUGGCUACUAGCCUCCCUGGCGCGAACAAGGCUGUGGAUUCUCGCGGUGGCUCUUCAGCCCUUCAGCAACAGCAGCAGCAGCAGCAGCAGGCGGCAGAGCAGGCCUCGGCGGCAGCAGCCAUGCAUCAGGACCUCAAACGCUGGCUGGAUGACCAUCCUGAGCUGAUGGCCAGCCACCCAAGUUUGACAGCCGCUGCAGCAGCCAUGGCCUUUUCGCCUAUGCCCUCUCUGUCGAGCCAUCAGCUGGAGUUGCUCGAGUUGCCCGAGUCAAGGCGAAGGGGCAGGAGACCUCGGUUGGACCCUAGCAAGCUGGAUCCGCACUGCCUCACCGGAGAUGAGAAUGUCUCUGUGAUCAAUCGGCUGACCGGGAAGAAGAUCACUGGAAGCAAGGCACCUCCUCUGAAGCACCUUGCCGAGUGGUUAGAGAAAAACCCCAUGUUCGAUGUUGACCCGAAAUGGUCGCAACUUGUCAAGGAACGGAGGUGGUUGCAGCAAGCAAAACAAAACGAAGAUGCGAAAAACCAGAUGUCUCAGUCAACAUCUGCAAGGCGCAAACGUGGUCAUCUUCCGGAAAUGCCGAAGGAGCGCAUGGGAGCCCCCGAGAGCAAGCGCGGCAGGAGGACGGCAGCGUCCCUCUUGUCGAGCCUGCAUCAGUCUGGUCUUGGGGGAGCCUCCUCAUCUUCUGGUGGCGCGGCGAACCUCGGGUUUCCCUCUACCUCCGCCCUGAACCCUCUGAGCUUCAGCAGCAGCAUGCUGGGAAAUUUUCCAGGGCUCAAGUUUUUCAUGGAGCCCGGCAAGUCGUCAGCAGCAGUGACAUCCCCAUCAACGUCGUCGGCCACACCCCCUCUAUUUUUGCCAUUUGGCGGCCUGGCAGGUAUGGGAUUGGCCAAUCCCUUGUUCAGCUUCCCCGGCCUGGGCUUCCAAGGCCUGCCCUUUGAGGAGGCCAAGGAAACCAAGGCCCAAGAUGGUGAGCGGGCCCCCAGCAAGGAGCGCCAUAGCAAAGGUACCCCCAGCAGCAGCAGUGGCGGUGGUGGCGGCAGCAGCGGCGGCAGCAGCAGCACAAACCUUCCUACAUCAUCAGCUAGCUUAGCAUCAACAUCGUUUCCUUUCCUGUACCCCUCAGGACUGCUCUACAAUCCCUUGGGCCUGGGUGGCUUCUCGCUACCCACGAACAUGUCGGCCUCAUUUGCCUCUCUGGCCCAGGCAGGCCUGGUGAAUGGCCUCGGGGGGCUGGGUAGUGUCAUCUCGUCAGCGGCAGGCAAGGCCCCUUCAGCGUCUUUGGCCAGCUCAAGGCGACCUGCUGCGCCCUCGGUCACAUCUGCCCUCGGAGCUGGCUUGCGUAGCAGUGUACUUCCGCCUCCAUUAUCCACGACUGCUGCUCGCCGGCCCGCACCAAUACCCCCACCAACCCUUGACUCCGAUGAUGAGAGUCUCAUGGGCAACGACAUGGACGACCUGGAUGAUCUCGACGACCGCGACAACUCGGAUGAGCUAGAUGAUGAGCCUGACCAAAAGAGGCCACGUGAAGAGCGGUCUAGCAAAAAGCCAGAAGCACCACCCCAUGAUAAGGUUGCGUCAUAGCUGGCCUUCACAAACAUUUAUUUGGGGUAUGGCUUGGGAAGCACCUCUGGGUUUCUAUUUUCUGCUCUUUUGUACAGUCGAACUCCAUUAUAAAAGACAGCAGUAUGCCUACAGUGAAAUACAGGGGAUAGGAAAAUGCAUACAAGAUCCUCUGCUUGUAAGAGACAUCUCAAAUAAAAGAGAAGAAUUGCAGCCUGGGGCAUGCCUUUUAUAAAGGAGUUCAACCGUAUUUAUAGUCUGUCACUGGAAAGGCUUGCAUUUGGUUAAAACCUCUCCCGUAUGGAUGAUGCACUUUUGUUCUCCAUCUAGAUGCCUGGUUCCUUGUAUUUAGUUUAUCGGUUUGAACAGGCCUUCUUAUUUCUUCUUCUGACUUUCCUUCCCUUUGAUACAUCUACGGGUUUCUCUGCAGUGCAAACUAAUCACGCAGUGGGCUAUUUGCAUAGCAUCUUUCAAUUGUCGGAAUUCAUGUAUUGGUGUUGCUCUUUUUGCUAGUAGACUAUGGCUUCACUUUGUGAAGCCAGCAACAGGCACCUCGCUGCUUGGCCAUGUAUGACCACUCGCAGUCCCAUCACUUAAAUGUUUCUUACGGGUGAGACAUUCCUGAAACUUUCUUUGUGCUUUGUUUUGUUUUACUUUCUGCGUCUGCUUACAUUUUAUGUACCUCUCAAAUAGCACGUACUUACAAGGCGAAGUAAACGUCGCAUUACGUGAGCUGAGGGGAACAUGAAAUUACCUUUGCGGCAACAUUUUAAGGAAUGUGUAAAUAAUAGUGGUCCUUAAGAUGUGGCUUGCACAAGAAUUUGCUUGUGAGAAUGGAAAGGUAGGCCAUAAUAGUUUGUGUCACUUUUUGUCACCAUAUGGUAUCCUUUCUGAAAACUUCAUAUAAGCACCUGUGCUUUGUUACUGUAGAUUCUUUUUUAUGCUUUUACCAUGGUAUGAUUGUCGAAAUGAAUGGAAAGGUAGGCCAUAAUAGUUUGUGUCACUUUUUGUCACCAUAUGGUAUCCUUUCUGAAAACUUCAUAUAAACUCCUGUGCUUUGUUACUGUAGAUUAUUUUUUAUGCUUUUAUCAUGGUAUGAUUGUCGAAAUGAAUGGAAAGGUAGGCCAUAAUAGUUUGUGUCACUUUUUGUCACCAUAUGGUAUCCUUUCUGAAAACUUCAUAUAAGCACCUGUGCUUUGUUACUGUAGAUUCUUUUUUAUGCUUUUACCAUGGUAUGAUUGUCGGUGUGUUGCAUGCGUGUGCAUACAUGGUCAGAAUGACUUGCUCUCGUUGAAAUCUCACAUUGUAUUUAUUUUUUACUCAUUUGAAGGUCAUGGAAGUGUAGGCCACUCUUAUGAACCGAAGUGGUAGCAUUGUUGGCACGAUGUUUUGGUUUUAUAUUGUCCACAUUUACAGAAAUGGAAUGCAGGGCUGAUAAAAAUCUUGCUUUUUAACGUUUGUUUUUUAUGGGUAUUGUGAGCAGGAUUCAUAAAACUGUGAAAUGGGCGCGUAAUUUUGUGCACAUUCAUGGCCCCUUGCACAUAGCAAACCAGCAUUUCCAUUGUUAAGAUUUAAAAAGACAUGCCCAAGGUGAUGUCUGACGGCAUUGUACAAAGAAUUUGCGGUUGUGUACAGAUAUCGUCCUCCGCCCUCUUGCCCCAUGCAGCUUCUUGUUUUGAUAUACAUCGAUGUCAUAAAAUAGGAAAAUGCUUUCUGCCAUUGGCUGAACUGACAAAGGCACUGAAAGAUAGUAACAACACAUUUUGACCUGCCUCUGUCAGAACAGCUGUUCUAAAAAAAGGUUAUUUUGGACAUAUAUAAAUAUAUAUAUAUAUAACACAACACACAUACACAUAUAUAUAAUUAUAUACACACUCACGUGCAUUUCCUCUUUAGACUAUUUUUUUUUCUUUUGCCUAGACAGCUUUUACUUUGCCUUAGGUGCAGGGCAGGGGCAUUCUUAUCGACCAUUUUAUGUAAGAUUACUUGAGUGUCUGCGUCGUCUUGUCAGUUGUUCAGACAUGAUGAGGCAUUUGUGUAUAGCUGUGAAACCAUUGUAAAGGUUCUACGAACAAGUAAUUGUGUAUGUUUUUAUCUUUUCAAAGGGCACUGUGGUAGUGCUGCUUUAUUCCUAUUUUUCUAUCAAGUUCUGACUGCUUUUAUGUACUGUGGCUUUUUCUGCAUACUCAGUUUCUGUUGCAUACACCUGCUUUUUAUAUAUAUAUAUAUAUAUAUAUAUAUAUAUAUAUAUAUAUAUAUAUAUAUAUAUAUAUAUAUAUAUAAUAGUGCCUUCUUUGCACCACUGUCUUUUGUUUAGUUGCUGAGUUUUGUGCCGACAUUUAUUUACAGAGAACUUAUAAACUUAUAUGCAAUGCCUACCUUUGCUUUAUUUCUGUCACUACGUUGUAAAAUUUAUUUAUUUGCUGCUUUGCUCUGCAGUUUUGUUGGUGUUAGUUUGAGGUGAGUUGAGCUUGUCGCCUCAUUAGCAUUGGAUUAAGGUAGCUGUGUGAGCUGAGAAUGCAUGUCCCUUUGCCCUUCAGUCUUUUUUAUUUUCUCAUCAUUUUUUAGUCAGCUUAGAGGUAGCUAUAUCAGAAGGCGGGCACGGAGAAGUCUACAAGAGUCGUGCCUUCUGUGUCGACAAAGGAAAACCCUGUACAUGCAAUGUUGGUUGGGAAAAAAAAAAAUGAAUAAGUGACGUUGGACUUUUUGUGACACCAGCAAUGUCAUAGUGCAUGAGUGAUGCAACCUUUCAUAUAGUGUUUGUACAAGUGUAUGAAAUUAAAUCUUGAAAGUGAAAGAACAA
Messenger RNA from Rhipicephalus microplus (southern cattle tick), 15599 nucleotides. RefSeq names its product chromodomain helicase DNA binding protein kismet (gene kis). Lineage: Eukaryota; Metazoa; Arthropoda; Arachnida; Ixodida; Ixodidae. Gene Ontology annotation, molecular function: ATP binding; protein binding. The record is from RefSeq and is a predicted model, not a curated record.